UCUUUGUGAAUUUCUAGAUUGUAAUUAGUUUUGUGUAACAAGUACUAAGUGGGGCUCGUGUGUUAGUAGUAAACAAAUGUUUUGACACAAGAACUUUGCUGAUUUUGAAGUUAAAUGAUUUUAUAAUGCCAUUCUUUGAAUUUAGAUAACUGGUUUCAUUCAAAAUUUUAAUUACAAUGAUUGUUUAACAACAUAAAGUAUUUGCUUCAAUUAUGGGUGUAACGGGUUUGUGGAAACUUAUAGAGCCUGCAGGACGCCCAGUUCCACUUGAAACAUUAGAAAACAAAGUUCUUGCUGUUGAUAUCUCGAUAUGGAUACAUCAAGUAAUCAAAGGCUUUCAAGAUUCCCGCGGUGGAACUGUACCCAAUGCUCAUUUACUUGGUCUCUUCAACAGACUCUGUAAACUAUUAUACUACAGAGUCAAACCUGUCUUUGUAUUUGAUGGAGGAGUGCCUAAUUUGAAAAUCCAGACAAUCGCAAAAAGAAAUCAAUUAAAAAAUAAGUAUGUGAGUGAAUCAGAACGAAUACAGCAACAAAUUCUAAAUACUCUAGCCAAACAUAAGGCUGUUCAACACUUAUUAAAAGGUCAAAUUAAAAAUGUAUCUCCUAAAAAAGCAUCUCCAGAGAAAGCAGUAAGUUCAAAACUAGAUGGAGAUGACGAUAUGUUCAAAUUACCGCCAAUAGUUUCACAAGAAUUAGUGGAAGAUAUUGUAUCGGAAUCUGAAUCUGAAGUUGAUACUAGUCUUGAAAAUACCAGCUGGACCGAUUUACAUACUGUCGACGUAGAAAGUAAAGAAUUUAAAAGUUUACCAUUAGAAACACAAUAUGAUAUUCUACAAGAUUUGAAAGAAUCUCGCAAGCAGUCAUCAUGGGGUCGCAUACAUGAAUUGCCAGACCAAAGUGAUGAUUUCAGUUCGUUUCAAAUGAAGCAUUUACGAAAGAGACGAGCUGUCCAAAUGACACUCGAUGAAGUGGAAAAAGAGAUGGGUGGGCAUUCAUUAUCUAUAACUGAUUUAGAAAGAAUUUUAACAGAUGAAGGAAUAUUAGCCGCUGAAGAAAGUUCCGCUACUAAAAAAAUUACGAGCCAUGAUUCAAAGAAAUAUUUAUAUAUUAAAGACUUAAAAGCAGCUAUUUCAGAAGCGCUUAAAAAUAAAAAGGAUGAUGAGCCUAGUACUAGUAAAUUACCUAGAAUCGAAGAAAUUAGCAGUGAAGAUGAAUAUGAGAAACAACUAAGAAGCAAAGUUGAUCAUGAUUUACAAGUUUUGUUGUCCCAGAAGAGAAAAGACAGUUUAGUAAAUGCAGAUGUUGAAAAUCUAAGACCCAAGACCAAAGAUUCAUCACAAAUAGAUGAUAACUUAGGUUCAGAAUUUGAUGAGGAUUUACAAGCUGCGAUAAAAUUAUCUUUGCAAACAGACAAUUCAGAAGUAACUGAUAUGCUAUUUGAAAGUUUUAAUGAAACAUUAGACGAAUCGAACAUUUAUGAACCUGAAUCUAAGAAUAUGGCUUUAGCUCGAGCAUACAUGAUGGAAAAUAGUGAUUUAACUCAAGAAGAAAUUCAUAGAUUAAUUCGAGAAACAAAUAAGAAAAAAAUGGCCAGAGGUUCACAUAAAAUCAAUAUAGAUCACAUUCUAAAAAAUUUACCAGCUUCAAAACCAAAAGAAGAAGUGGAAUCUCAUUUUAUAAAACAGGAGAGUGUAUUUUAUAAGGAAACUGAUUUAAAAAUUAAUUCAGAAAUAAAAUCAACAGAGGAGUCAAGUGAAUCUGAUAAUGAUUUUGUUGAAGUAUCGAGCAUCAAAGAAAAUAAACCUGAAAUGCAUGAAAAUAAAAACAAAUCUAUUAUAACUGUAUCAAGUGAUUCAGAUUCUGAUUUUGUAGAAGUUGCCGCAGAAACAAAUGUUCAACCUAUAGAAAUAAUUAUUAAAAAAACUGAGAAUGUUCAAGACGAUAUCUUUGAAGAUAUAUUUAAUGAAAUCGAUCAUAAAAAAAACGAAAAACCUGAAAAAUCAGUAUUCGAUCUAUUAUUAAAUAUGAAACCUCAAAAUAAAGUGCAGUUGAAAGUUGAAAAUGAGUUAAAAGAUAAUGAAUUAAAUGACAGUAUUACAGAAAGAAUAAAAUUAUCUCUUGAAGUAAAAGUUCUAACUGAAGAAUUAACUCCCAACUCAAUAAUAAAACCCAAUGAUCAAAAUGCUCUGGAUGAAGUUAAUGCAAAUGAAGUAGAAAUUAGUGCUGAACAUGAAAUUGUUACUAUUGAUGAAGAAAAGGAUUUAUUAACUUCUGAAAUUCCUAUUCAUGAUAUUCAACUUUCGUGUGAUAAAACUGAAAAAACAAUUAUAAUAUCUAAUGUCCCUGCCUCAGAUGAUUCAAAAACUGAUAAUACUAAAAAACUUAGUGACAUUGAAUGUAAAAAUCUUAUAAAUGGAUCGAAUGUGUUGAAUGAGGACACAAAAAGUCUCAUCAAUGAUAAUGAAAAUAAGAAGAAUGAACUCACUAAUGACCCUGCUAGCUUUGAAACACCAGAAAAAAAUGAACCUGCACUGGUUGUAGCACCAAUGUCAACCAAAGAACUUGAAACUAUUUCAGAUCAAUUACAAAAAGAAACUAAUCAGCUAAUGCUAGAAAAGUCCAAGCAGGAUCGAAUGGGUAAUACAAUUAGUGAACAAAUGACUAAAGACAUUCAGGAAUUGCUACAAUUAUUUGGAAUUCCUUAUAUCAUAGCCCCAAUGGAAGCUGAGGCACAGUGUGCUUUUCUUAAUGAGAUAAAGCUCACUGAUGGCACUAUCACAGAUGACAGUGAUAUAUGGUUGUUCGGAGGAAAAACAGUUUAUAAGAAUUUUUUCGAUCAAAAGAAACAUGUCAUGGAGUUUAGAUCUGAAAACAUAUUCAACCACUUUAAGCUAGGCAGAGAGCAACUAAUUCAAUUUGCAUUAUUAGUUGGCAGUGAUUAUACAACAGGAAUUCCUAACGUUGGCCCAGUCACAGCUUUAGAAAUAUUAGCUGCUUUUCCUUCAGAAGAUGAUAUAUUAUCAGGUUUAAAAAAUUUCAAGAUUUGGUCUGAAAAGGGUUUUCCUGCUGCACCUGGAAAGACCGCACUUAUAUCUAAAUUAAAAAAAGUGAAUUUAUUUGAUGGAUUUCCUAGCAUUCAUGUGGUCAGAGCGUAUUUGGAUCCUACAGUUGAAACAAGUAAAGAACCUUUCCGAUGGGGUCAGCCAGAUCUUACUGUCUUACGAGAGUAUACAAGAACCAAGUUUGGAUGGACCACAGCAAAAACAGAUGAUAUAUUGAAACCCGUGAUUGCAAAAAUGAAUAUUAAACAAACACAGAAAUCUAUUAAAGAUUUUUUCCAUAUAAGGGAUCUUAAGAUUGGUAGUGUUGAUAAACUUAGUAAAAGAGUACAAUUAGCUGUUGAUAAAUUGUCUGGAAAAGUUCCCGAUGAGAACAAUGAGGAACCCAAAAAAGAAACAGCUACAAAAAAGCCAAAGAGACAGAAGAAACAGCAGGAUGCUCCAAGUCAAUCAGUUUAUACAACUCAAAAACCAGUAAUAGCAAAAAAAUCUAAUACAAAAUCUAAAGAAAGUACCAUUGCCAAAAAACUGCAUGCUAAAGAAGUUAUACCACAAAAAGAAAAGGACAAAGUUGAAUUGUUGAAGAAUAAAAUGAAAGCAGUAGAAGUAUUUAAAAAAUCGCAAAAAAAAUGUAGUAAUGUUAAGAAUCAGAAACAACAUAAACAAGAACCUCUUGCUGAUGCAAAUUUAUCAGAAAGCAGUGAUGAUUAA
Molecule: messenger RNA, 3773 nt
Organism: Ctenocephalides felis (cat flea)
Lineage: Eukaryota; Metazoa; Arthropoda; Insecta; Siphonaptera; Pulicidae
Gene: mus201
Product: DNA repair protein complementing XP-G cells homolog
Exons: 9
Coding region: 213-3773 (1186 amino acids)
Biological process (GO): nucleotide-excision repair
Cellular component (GO): nucleus
Molecular function (GO): single-stranded DNA binding; DNA endonuclease activity
Source: RefSeq, a predicted model, not a curated record